AUGUGAGCUAAGACAAUGUCGAGUCGAUAUCUGUUGCUGUUGCUGUUUGGUUGUGCUGGGAUCCUUGGCUAUGCCAACGCCAGAAAAUGCAAGUUAAAGGAUCCACUCCCAUAUGAGGCGGCCGACUACUGCAAGGCAUCGGAACUGCACUUGGGCUGCAAUCACAAUCAGAAAUUUGGCGGCCAUUGCCAGGCGACGGCCAAGCUGCUCGAGAUUGAGCCGCAGUUGUCGAAGGCAAUCGUGAGGCAAAUGAAUGUCUAUCGCAAUAUCGUGGCAAAGGGCGGACUGCCCAACCUGGCGACAGCUGCGCUCAUGAAUAAACUGGCCUGGGAUGCAUCUUUGGCCGAAUUGGCUGGCCUGGCGGCAAUGCGCUGCUCCCUUGAUCCGAUCAAGCGAAGUUUCACAACCACGCUCGCCUCGAAGCCGGGCUACACGGCGAUCCUCACCAAAUAUCCCAAGGGCCAGAAACAGACUGUUAACCAAAUAAUGCUCUCUCAACUAAAGACAUUCUACAAUCAGCACGUUCAUAUAACUCCGGCGAGUCUCCUGACCGGCGAAGGGCGAGGCGGUCGGGAUGUUUCACAUUUCCUGCAACUUAUAACCGGCAUGAACUCUCGCGUGGGCUGUGGCAUUGUCAUCUUUGAGGAAAAUAAAUGGACGGUCCAGUUGAUGAUCUGUCUCUAUGGCUGCAGCAAGCAGCCGAAAUCGUUAACAUAUUCUAUAGGGCAUACGCCCAAAGUAUCCUGCCUUUGCCCUGACACAGAUAAGGAAUUUAAAAACCUUUGCCCCUAUACCAGUGUCCAGCAGGAUUGCGGUCUAUUAAAUGAAGAAGGUGUUUCCACAACGCCUGGGCCAACAUUGCAGCCUGUCGAUAAUAUGUAUUAUUAA
This is a messenger RNA of Drosophila navojoa, 888 nucleotides long. RefSeq names its product antigen 5 like allergen Cul n 1. The record is from RefSeq and is a predicted model, not a curated record. Lineage: Eukaryota; Metazoa; Arthropoda; Insecta; Diptera; Drosophilidae.